AUGAGACUGAAGAUCCUUUGCAUAAUACUCAUAGUAUUCUUACUCUUGAGUCUAAGCAAGACUGAGCACACUCAAGAACAAGAAGGAAUAGAAAUCGCUAGUGACAUUACUAAGGAUAAUAUGUAUAAUGAUAUCAGAUCUGAAGAAAACUCAACAGAAAGAUUCUUUAAUGCCGAUUUAUUUUCUGAAUAUCAUGAACAAUUUAGAUUCUCAGAACAAUAUUGGGUAAAAUUUACUCAAGAUUAUCCUCUUGUCUCUUUAACAAUCGACAAGCCAGUUUAUAUGCCAGGUGAUACUCUUGAAGCCAGAGCUUAUAGGUUUAACCACACUGAUAAAUCUUCAGUUAACUGAGACUUAUAUUAUCUAAGAUAUGAAAUAAUUGAUUCCAACCAAAAAGUCAUCUUUUCGCAAGAAGAUUUGCUUAAAAGACGCUGUGACGAUCUUGGAGAAUAUUUCAGCUACAAGAUACCCGAAGAUAUGGCUGGAGGAGUUUAA
Molecule: messenger RNA, 495 nt
Organism: Moneuplotes crassus
Lineage: Eukaryota; Ciliophora; Spirotrichea; Euplotida; Euplotidae
Source: the annotation of a GenBank genome assembly